AUGGACGAAGACGCGCUGCGGGCCAUGAUGCCCAUGAGCUUCGGCAAGAGCAAAAAGGCGGCGCCCAAGCCCAAGCCCAAGCCAGAGCAACCGCCAGCAGCCCCGGCCCUGCCGUCCGCAUCCACCAGCUCCAGCGUCGUCGGAGCCACGCUGGGCAACAAGCGGCCCGCACCCUCGUCGCCCCCGCCGGAUGCGCCGAAAACGGCCUCGGAGCCUGCCGCCGACGACGAGGUCGACGAGAAUGGCCUCACCGCAGCCGACCGCGCGCUCAAUGCCCAGCUCGAGCUCGGAGGCGAUUCCGAUGACGACGACUCGGACGACGACGACACUCAGGGUCGGCCCGGUUCCGCCGCGUCGGCCCUCGCCGAUAUCAAGCUGCCGCCCAUGUCGCACGAGGCGGUGCUCGAGUCUCACUCCAAGAGCGUCUCGGCCCUCGCCCUCGACCCCGGAGGAGCGCGCAUCGCCACGGGCUCGUUCGACUACGACCUCAAGCUGUGGGACUUUGGCGGCAUGGACUCGACGCUCAAGCCCUUCCGCAGCUUUGAGCCCGCGGGCAGCUACCCGAUCAACGACGUCGCCUUCUCGCCGCACGCCGGCGGCGAGCAUCUGCUCUGCAUCAGCGCCACGGCGGCGGCCAAGGUGUAUGACCGCGACGGCACCGAGCUGGGCACGUGCAAAAAGGGCGACCCGUACCUGCGCGACAUGCGCCAGACAAAGGGCCACGUCUCGGAGCUGACGGCGGGCGCGUGGGAUCCGAGCGAGCGCGGCAGGUUCAUGACGGCCUCGUCGGACAGCACCGUGCGCUUCUGGCACCUCGACGACCUCGCCGCGGGACAGCGCGACGUCAUCGUCGUCAAGAGCCGCGAGCGCGGCACCCGCACAAAGGUCACGGCCGCCCGCUACGCCCAAGAGGGCCGCAUCCUCGCCGCAGCGGGACUCGACGGCGCACUGCACUGGUGGGACCUCCGUGCCAACCUCGCCUCCAAGCCCCGCGGCACCGUCGAGCGAGCCCACGAAAGCGGCUGCGGCAUCAGCUGCAUCACCUUCAGCCGCGACUCAAACACGCUCGUCACCCGCGGCGGAGACGAGACCGUCAAGCUGUGGGACCGGCGCAUGUUCCGCUCCCCCGCCGCCGUCCGCGCAGGGCUGCCCAGCACCGCCAUGACCGACGUCGUAUUCAGCCCAGACGAAAAGUCGGUCCUCGCCGGCGUCGCCGCCGUACCUCUCGCUGGCGAAUCUCGAGGCAGCAAGAACAACAACAGCAACAACAACAACAACGACGACGACGACGCGGACGACGACGGCGCAGGGGCGACGCGCGACACGACCACGGGCGGCGCCAUCUGCGUCCUGUCGCUGCCCAACCUCGACGAGGUGCGGCGCUACUCGAUCUCGCCGUCGUCGGUGCUGCGGCUGCACUGGCACACGCGCCUCAACCAGCUCUUUGCCACGACGCGCGCCGGCAACAUCCACGUCUUUUACUCGCCCGAGGCAUCCGUCAACGGCGCCCUCCUCGCCGUCGGCAGGAAACCGCGACAGCGCAACCCGUUCAACGUCGACCUCUCGCCCGUCGACGUGCCCGCAGACGCCACCCUCCCGCAGUCCAACGCGGCCAAGCGACGCAGGCUCGAAAAGAUGCGCGCAGACCCCGUCGCCAGCCGCAUGCCCCAGCGUCCGAUGGAGGGCAAGGGCAAGGGUGGACGCAUCGGCGCGGCAGCCAUGCAGCACGUCGUGCAGAACCUCUACCGCACCGCCGACGAUACCCGCAGCCAGGAUCCGCGCGAGGCGCUCCUCAAGUACGCAGAGCAGGCCGAAAAGGACCCCAUCUACACAAAGGUCUGGAAGGAGACCCAGCCAAAGACGCUCUACGCACAGGACGACGACGACGACGGCGAUGACGGCGACGAGCAGAAGGACUAG
Molecule: messenger RNA, 1920 nt
Organism: Pseudozyma flocculosa PF-1
Lineage: Eukaryota; Fungi; Basidiomycota; Ustilaginomycetes; Ustilaginales; Ustilaginaceae
Exons: 1
Coding region: 1-1920 (639 amino acids)
Biological process (GO): regulation of DNA double-strand break processing
Cellular component (GO): nucleus; site of double-strand break
Molecular function (GO): protein binding
Source: RefSeq, a predicted model, not a curated record